CAGGUUUUGACACAUCCAUAAAUACAUAGUCCUUUUGUGAUCGUGGAAGCAUAUAAAGUAAUCAGUAGGAGUUGGUGCUGGAUGGGUAAGUUCUUGUAGUUCAUCUCAUUCCAUGUUUAUUUUUACAUUUUUUGGUUGCUGUUGAAGACUUCUUCUAAGUAAUUUUGAUUUUCUUGUUUCCCCGUCUUUUGAUGUCUCUGUUAUUUUCCCGAAUAUUAAAUCAAUUAAUGUACUAGAGAGAACAUUCAUUUUCAUCCUUGUUUUCCAUCGAUGAUCCCCUGCUUAUGGAUUUCGGCUGAUUCGCUGCCAAACAGAAUAAAUCUGGGUUCGCGUCUUUCACGACUUUGAGUGUGGUCUCGUUGGGCGUUGUCGUCGCCUCAGUAAGACCUUGUCUGCUUCAUCUGGGCACUCCUACUCUGCAGAAACCGGACAACGAGGACCAGUGAUUUCAAGGUGAGCUCCUCGAAGAUACGUGCGUCUAAACGACUUUCUAAGCCGUUCUGCGUUUUUAGCCAUUUUUCAAGCGUAGUGCUAGGCGGUGAUUCAACCACAUGAUCAUCGCGUUUUAUUCGCUACGACACUGCGACGUUUGCCUUUGCGCGCCUGUACCUGGUACCUGAAUAGAUAGCCCUCGAUGUGAAAGAUUAAGAUUAUUCGCACAGAUUUAACAGCUGCAGGAUAGAUGGAAAGGCCGAGUAAAAACCCCCGAGAAAACCGACGACCGGCGACAUUCUACUCAUGCCACUAUAAAAAUAAUCUGCAGGAAAUACCAAGAAAUCAAUCUGAAGAGAACAACGACCAAGGGGCAUAGCUAGAAGAAGAACUGAAGCAAGCGGACUAGAAAGACGAAGACCGCAAGACCACGACCGAGAAUAAGGAGAUAAAAACAAAGCAAAGUGCGAGUGCUCCACAACAUUUUCAUUUUACUUCUGGCAAAAGCUGCGUACUAGUAGCUCGUGGUGCUGCUGUGGUCGUCGGCGCGGACGACAUAGACGUGGAGGAUGUUGAUCCCAGCAGGCGGUAAUAAUGGCAAUCCGACGGGGUGCAACAAAAUUGUGGUCACCGGCUUGCCCCGCGCUGGAAAAACGAGCAUCAACCGUGUCGUCUUCCAGAAGGUACCGCCACAUGAGAUUAAGGGUAGAUUAAAGGUGCUCCUGUUACCGUUUGUUUUGUCUCUCCUGAGGGAGAACGGCAGAACAAACGGGAAACAGAAACACCAAAACUCUACCUCUAAUGCGACGCUGUUUCUGGAGACGACGCACAAGCCAGAGCUGAAGAACGUGAGGCAUAAUUCUCUCAUACAGUUUCAAGUUUCCGACUUGCCAGGUAUGACCCUCCAGCAAGACCCCAACUUCGUCGACACAGCUGCGCUUUGGAGUUGCGGCGCACUAGUUUUUGUUAUCGACGCGCAAGAAGAAAACCAGUCAUACUACAAUGCUUUGGCAUACGCAAAACGUAUUAUAUUUAGAUUUUAUCUACGAAAGUAGUUAUCGUUAUGUUCUUUACAACUUCAUCAAGUUCAAGUACAAAUGCUACGAGCCUCCGAUGGAGUCUACCAUGUUCUACUUCCUUCAUCUGGAUAUUUCCCCCAUUGUUGUCACUGUAGUUCUGAUGUUUGAGUUUGUAACCAUAAUCUUCUUAGCCACCUUACAAUGUUAAUCAUAGCCUCAACUCACGAAGAACUUAUUCCAGGUACUCUUGUUGAUAACUUUCCCUCUCCAACUGAUUCCAGGUGUCAUCACAGGAGUAUACAUGAAGAAUCCGAAGGUGUAUUUCGAGAUUUUCAUACACAAAGUUGAUGGGGAUAUGUUUUUACACGAGGAGAAUAGGAACGCUGUGCAGAGCGAUAUCCACUCAAGGCUAACAGACGAACUCUACUCCACGUGCCCAGACCUACAGAUUAGUUUCCAUGGUAAUAGUAGACUUGAAAUAGUAACCAAGGAAAUAUAUCAUAGUCCAUGGUAAUAGUGGACUUACCGUCUAUCCUUCUCCUAAUAAUGGCAAUAGUGGCCUUGAAAUAAGCAAUGCCUGCUUUUACAAUGAAAAAAACUGUAGUACAGAUUUAGAUUAAAUGAUUAAUUUCCUUGUUAGUUACCACAGACAAAUGUCAUUGCACAGCUGAAUCUACUACAGAUGAAUGUCAGAGAACGAAUAUGAAUCAUUCCUACAGUUAUAGUUACCAUACCUACAGAUGAGUUUCCAUGGUAAUAGUAGGCCUGAAGAAAAGAACAUGAAAUAGCAAAUGCCUGCUCUUGUUCUUGACUGCAAUGUAAAAAUGAGAAUCAAGAAGCUACAACUGUACUAGACGAGUUGAAUGUAUCACCUAGGAAAAGUUCGAGCUCCUGAACCUCUGUUCCACUUGCACAAAAAAACGUAACACCAGUGACCUCGAUCUACGACCAUAGCGUGUUUGAGGCUAUGUCGAAAGUCGUUCAGAAGCUGAUUGUGGAGUUGCCGGUGCUAGAACAGUUGAUCGAUCUCUUGGUUACGAAUUGCCGCAUAGAAAAGGGCUUCCUGUUUGAUGUGGUUUCCAAAAUUUACAUUGCUACCGAUUCCGGACCAAUCGAUGGAAGCUUCUACGAAUAUCAGUACUAUUUUUCUUGAACGUCAACAUGAACAUCCACCAUUCUUUCUCCAUCUUCAACUCUCAAACUAAUUUUUCUCUCUCGAACUACGUCGCCCAUUAUUCUUGUUUCCAUCCUUUUUAAUAGAGCCAAGUUCUCUAGCUUUACUCCUCCAACUCACAACAGGUUAUGCAGUGAUAUGAUAGACGUGGUCAUUGAUGUGAGCUGUAUUUACGGUUUGGGAGCAGGGGACGACGCAUACAAUUACGACGCACAAUCGAGUUGCGUCAUUCAACUAACAAACGGUAAUAUCCAUCUUUUUCAGCAAAUUAUUCUACUUGCUUCUAAGUUUGAUCUUCACAAUUCUAGUGUAGACGAUGUCCUCAUGCUGUAGUUACUACUCGAACUGAGAGAGUACUACAUCAAUAUGUAGCGUUACUAGAAGUGUGCUGUAGGAGUAGGGUAGACUGUCCAACAUAUUGAUGUCCAAGUACAGCAAUAUAAAGGCACAUGAUCCACAUCCUCAAUAUCUUAACAUCCUCUACAUCAUAAAACACCUACUACUAACUUCACCUUGUAGUUUAUCUUUAUAUUUGUUUUAUAUUCAGGUGUCAGGAGCCGGUUAAGAUGAAACUUCGACCACUCAACCUCAAUCCCUAACAGGUUUGCUACUGUAUCUGAAGCAAGUGGAGCAUUUCCUCGCUUUUGCGUGUAUUAUUCGAGAAGAGAACUUCGAUCGGCAGUAUCUACUGGAUUACAACAUCAACGUAUUCAAGGAGUCGCUGCAGCAACUUAGCAGGCUCAUUCAGAGUAGAAACUCUCCCGCCUCACUCACACGCUAGUAGGACAUCCUGUUUUGAGUUUGACAGUCUAGUCGUUUACACGAAUAUAUCACAAUAACUCAUUAUGAGCAAUCUGAAACUGAAUCUUCUUUUGAGACACGUCUCCGAAAGGAAAUCUGUCCCCCCAAAGGAUGAAGUCUUGCUGGUUGCACCACGUCCAUAACUGGUUUGUGUAUGUGCUGCUUCUAACACGUGGCUUUGUGUCCGAGAAUGGUGUCUGUUUGAUGUGACCUUGCCAGAAAAGCAUUUGCUUGUGCGCGCGCUGAGAUCAGAAAUUACUACGUGCCUUGAUGAACCACGAUGAGAAGUUGAUAUCACUCUGCUUGAUCACUAUCCUAUGUCGAUUCCUCUAUCGUCCAUGAUGCGAAAACGUGUCCAAGUCGUGGUAGACUCUCACUC
Molecule: messenger RNA, 3805 nt
Organism: Amoebophrya sp. A25
Lineage: Eukaryota; Dinophyceae; Syndiniales; Amoebophryaceae
Source: the annotation of a GenBank genome assembly